This is a messenger RNA of Pangasianodon hypophthalmus (striped catfish), 2580 nucleotides long. RefSeq names its product vitamin K-dependent protein C. Gene Ontology annotation, cellular component: extracellular region. Bases 157 to 1356 code for a protein of 399 amino acids. Gene Ontology annotation, biological process: proteolysis; blood coagulation. Lineage: Eukaryota; Metazoa; Chordata; Actinopteri; Siluriformes; Pangasiidae. The record is from RefSeq and is a predicted model, not a curated record. Gene Ontology annotation, molecular function: calcium ion binding; serine-type endopeptidase activity. The transcript is spliced from 9 exons.
UGUCCAGAGGUUAGAGGGCAGGAACAGACUCUCAGAAAGCACAUUAGUUAGUCAUUAACACAAUUUAAACAGAACAUCCACCAUCUCUGCUCUUUAUUUUUCAGCAUAUCUUCUGUGAGAAAGAAACACACAGUGUGUUUGUCAGAUCUGCUAUCUAUGACCAUGGCAAGAACUUUCCUCUGCUUUGCGUUGAUUUUCCUCUGGGCUGCUUCUGCUGUCUGUAUGUCAGUGUAUGGAUCAGUUUUUUACAGCAGUCCAAAGGCGCACAUGCUCCUGCGCUCCAGAAGGGCCAAUUCCAUUCUGGAGGAGCUGAAGUCUCCAUCUUUGGAGCGAGAGUGUAUAGAAGAGCGGUGUAACUUUGAAGAGGCUAAAGAGAUCUACCGGACCAAAGAGGCCACAUUAAGGUUCUGGACCAUUUAUGAAGAUAGCAUACAGAGGAACUGCUCGGUGGACAACGGAGGCUGUGAUCACAACUGCCAUGAGAGGAAAGACAAGAUAGGACGCUACUGCAGCUGUAUUAAUGGAUACACACUCAAUGAAGACUUCAAACAGUGUGCUCCAAAAAAUCAGCAGUCUUGUGGACAGAUUUUGAUCCCUAAGUCGUCCUACAGAACAAAGCCCAUUGAAGGUCUACAACCUUGGCUCAUUGGUGGUGAAGUUGGCAAAAGGGGAGAGAGUCCUUGGCAGGCUCUUAUCUUAAAUUCCAAAGGACAAUUUCACUGCGGAGGUGUCUUGAUUGAUGAAGUGUGGGUUCUCACUGCUGCUCACUGUCUUGAGGGAUUCAUCCGCUUCGGUGUCAGACUGGGUGACUACAAACGUUUCGAGUUCGAAGGAUCCGAGGUCACCCGUUCUGUGGUGAAAAUUGUCCUCCACCCAAAAUACAAUAGCCUGAAGGCAGACAAUGACAUAGCUCUGCUGCGUUUGUCAUCGCCCGUAACAUUCAGCACGUACAUCGUCCCUGCCUGUCUGCCGAGUCAAGACCUGGCCGAGCGUGUGCUCCACCUCAACGGCACCACGAUGGUGGUGACAGGCUGGGGCAUGGAUAAAGAAGGGACAGCGUCAUACAGCUCAGAUCUCAAACACAUCAGUGUGCCACUGUUGGAGCGAUCCGAGUGUGCACGCCACAUGGUCACCAACCUGACGGAGAACAUGCUGUGUGCCGGCAGCAUUGGGAGCAUCAAGGACGCGUGCCGUGGUGACAGCGGCGGCCCCAUGAUGACGCUAUAUCGCAACACGUGGUUCCUCAUCGGCCUCGUAUCCUGGGGCGAGGGCUGUGGCCGCACGGACAAACUGGGGAUCUACACCAAAGUCUCCAAUUACCUGGAGUGGAUUGAUACUGUGAAAAAGCAGCUGUAGUCAAAUCCCAUUGUUCCAACUCUGUUCUGCCUAUCGUUCAAAAUUUAGUUUGCUCAAUUAUUUCUGAACAAACCCUCAAACUAUAAAAUCAAAUCAAAUCAUCAUCAUUACUGUGCACAAAGUUAAUUAUGCAGUGCACUAUUAAGUAUGAAAGCCCUUUGAAAGUACGAUGACCAGAGUUGCAUAGCUUACUGAGGAAAUAUAAUCUGGUAUUGAUUACAGAUAAAUUGGAUAAACAUAUUAAACAAGGCUGUGGUUCAUUCUGAAGUAACCAUGACUACGCCCUAGUCCCUUUGAAGGCUCCAUUCUUCACAGUGAGAACUCUGAGUGAGACUGAAGUGUCCCCUCUUUAAGGGUCCAAAUUGCCCUGUGGAAUACACCUGUAUGUUGUUUUAUAAAACUGUAUCGCAGGUUAGUAAGUAAUGAGUAAAAUGCUUGGUUAUGUGCUGUUAUAAUAAAUAAAAUAAUAAAAGAUGGGGUGGUGUGAUACAGUGGAUGCUGUUACCAUCCAGAAGUUGAUUAUUUUCCAAUAACAGCAUAUUUUAUUUUUUAUUCCUCUUACACCACAGCAAGUUCCCAAUGCAAUCAUUUUUUAUAUAUAUAUAAUAAAGAAUGACACAUCAUACAUUUGAUCCUUUUAUAGAUACAUUUAUUGUUUGGAACCCUAUAUAUCGCUGCUCUGGGCGAUCGUCCCUCUUCAAAGCACUGGGUUCUGUGUAGGGUCCAUCGCUUCAGAAGGGACCACAGCGCAAGUUUGCCUCUAAAGACUGAAAUCUUUGUAUAUAAGAAUUUAUUGAAUCAAACAUAGUGCCUGGUGCAAACCAAUGAAGCCUGUAGAUAAGAGACUCAUACACAAUGAUGCACAAAUAUAUCAACAAUGCUAGUAUCAACUGUAAGACAAAUGAAUUUGUAAAUUGAAGAGAUGUAGAUUUUAGGCUUUUCCAAUUCGAUCUAGAUUUUUCCUUUAAAUUUCUCAUUUCUACCCAUUUCUUAAUCUAAUUGAGGUGAUAUUUGAUGUUUAAAAAGCUUUUCACUGGCACAGUACUGCUUCUGAUUUGACUUUCAUGUAGCUGCAGAAUAAUCUUGUUCUGUUUAAAUAAAAGUACAAAGAUUAUGAUAUAUAUAUAUACAUACACACAUCACUGACUACUCACUGACUACACACAUUUUCCAGUCAUACAGUGCCUUAUUGCAUGCAUUAAUAAAAAUUUAAUUAUUAAUCCA